Messenger RNA from Aspergillus ruber CBS 135680, 598 nucleotides. RefSeq lists its product as uncharacterized. The record is from RefSeq and is a predicted model, not a curated record. Bases 174 to 365 code for a protein of 63 amino acids. Lineage: Eukaryota; Fungi; Ascomycota; Eurotiomycetes; Eurotiales; Aspergillaceae. The transcript has 2 exons.
AUGGAUCACUCCGAUGAAAACAUUUUCAGAGUAAACAAGAGCAAGAGGGUUCACGCCCUUUUUGGUGUGUGGUAGAUGGUUCAUUCGUUCCAUCCGAUCAUUUAGACCCCCCUUGGCAUCGGGUAAGGUCAAAAAUAUCAUAUCCAGGGCAUCGGUCGGCGAUCCGUUUAGACAUGGGAAUAUCGUUUCGUCCAGGGCAUCGAUUGGUUGAUCCGUUUAGACAGCGACAGAGAGUAAUAAUAUUUCAUCCAGCAAUCAUAUCGAUCGGUCCGGAUGGCUUCAUCCAGGGCAUCGGUCAUUCGAUCCGUUUAGAUGUGAAAAGAAUUGCUUCGUCCGGCGUAAUCAGUCUGGACGGCGUCAUCUAGGGCAUCGGUUGUCCGAUCCGUUUAGAUGUGAAAGCAGAAUAUAUGCUACCCCCCCUGGCGAGAAAUAGGGGGUGAUAACACCCUGAGUGCUAUGGAAAGGUCAAAAAUGCUGAAACUGAACCUAUCCAGACACACCAAGCAACUCAGGAAGGCAGUCUGCUCAAGGGAACUGACUGUAAAAGGAGACGAGGGCUCAUAACCUCUAAGAAUGGAUGUGUGUGUGUAUUCGGAGG